GGAGGGGGCGCGAGCCGCGGCGGGGGCGGACCUCCAGCCCUCGGCUCCCGCCCGCAGCCGGCGGCGGGCACGGGAAGGAGGCGGAGCGGCGCGGAGCUGCCCCUCGCCGGCGAGCCCGGCGCGGGGCGGGGGGGGGGGGGAAGGCGCUGGCAGCGCGGAGGGGCUGAGCCGUUCCCCGGGCGAGCUGCGCCUCGCUCGGCCGCCGGCGGCGAGCGGAGACCUGAGGGAGGAGGCCGGGCCGGGGGCUUGCUUGGCGCUGUGGAAAGCCGGGGAGGGAGGCGGAGGAGGGGGACCGCCUUCCCCCGGCGCGGGGAAGGGCCUCCGCCGCGCUCUCGUCCGCGGAGGGGAGCCGGGUGCCUUCGCAGCUGGAGCCGCCGAGGAGGGGCCUCGCCUCCCGCGCUCCGGGCCCCACCUUUGUCGGGGUGGCCGGGGGUGGUGUCGCUUCUGUGGUGGAGGGGGGGGGCCCGGGGGUGCGCGGUGGAGCCCGCCCGGCGGGGGAGACAGAUGGGCCGAGAUGCAGCCGCAGCCCUCGCCGUGAGAGCAGAGGGGGUCGCGCCUCGCCGCGGAGGGACUGAGGGGAUCGCCGCCGCCUUCCCGGGCGUGUGAGGCAGCGAGAAGACAGAGACCUUUAACGGGAUGGGACGCGGCUCUGCCGUAAGCCCGUAGAGCUUGCUCUCCGCGCCUCGGUCAGCCUGCGGGGGCUGCCCUGACUGACAUUGCUGUAGGCGCGGGCUCGAGUCUGGAUUAUGUUUCCUUCUCAACCGGGCUCUUUCUUCGAUAUCGUGAAGCUGCGUGGGAAAUAAGCUCGGUUCCCAGCUCGGUGGGGAGCGUGCCGCCGUUCCUCGGCGGGGGGAGAUGCCUCGGGGCUGGGAGGCAGAAGCAGGCGCUUCCCCGGCGUCCGCGGAGCGGUGCCGACUCCCGAGGCAUGAAGGCGGGCGGGUGUAAUGGAGUAAGAGCGAAGACGGCUCCUCUCAACUGCCAUUUGCCUUUCCACACGGGAUUGUAAACCGAGACAGUUGAGGAAGGCUGUGCGAAAGAAGGAGGAAAUUCCUCUCGGCGGGGUUUUUUUCGCCUUUUCUUUUUUUUUUUUUCCCUCCUUCUGCCUCGAUCCUUGGCUUCCCCAGGUAUGACUGCCUCACUGCAGCACCUUGUGCUGGUGCUCUUGCUCUCCAGUGCCACCCUGCUGCUCAGCACUGCGGCUGCUGCGCAGAGUGAGGAGCGGCUGUGUGCAUUUAAGGACCCAUAUCAGCAGGACCAUGGAAUCAGUGAGAGCCGAAUCUCCCAGGAGAAUGGCACAAUUUUGUGCAUGAAAGGUAGUACCUGCUAUGGGCUUUGGGAAAAAACACGAGAAGGAGACAUACAUCUUGUAAAACAAGGUUGCUGGUCUCAUAUAGGAGACCCACAAGAGUGUCACUUUGAGGAGUGUAUAGUUACAACCACCCCUUCCUUGAUUCAGAAUGGAACAUACCGCUUCUGCUGCUGUAGUACAGACUUGUGUAAUGUUAACUUCACAGAAAAUUUUCCACCUCCUGACCCUACUGAUACAACACCUUACAAUUCUUCUCAUUCUUUUCAUCGAGAUGAGACUAUAGUUAUUGCCCUUGCAUCUGUGUCUGUACUGGCUGUUUUGAUUGCUGCUCUGUUCUUUGGAUACAGGAUGCUUGCAGGAGACCGUAAACAAGGUUUGCACAGUAUGAACAUGAUGGAGGCAGCAGCAUCAGAGCCCUCAUUGGAUCUGGAUAAUCUAAAGUUGUUGGAGUUGAUUGGCCGGGGACGAUAUGGAGCAGUGUAUAAAGGCUCCCUAGAUGAACGUCCAGUUGCUGUGAAAGUAUUUUCUUUUGCUAAUCGUCAGAACUUUGUCAAUGAGAGGAACAUUUACAGGAUUCCACUCAUGGAACAUGACAACAUCGCGCGCUUCAUUGUGGGGGAUGAGAGAUUCACUGCAGACGGCCGUAUGGAAUAUUUAUUGGUGAUGGAGUAUUACCCCAAUGGUUCUUUGUGCAAAUAUUUGAGUCUUCACACAAGUGACUGGGUGAGCUCUUGUCGUUUGGCACACUCUAUAACUAGGGGCUUGGCGUACCUGCACACAGAACUACCUCGAGGAGACCAUUACAAACCUGCAAUAUCCCAUCGUGACUUGAACAGCCGCAAUGUACUGGUAAAGAAUGACGGAACAUGUGUAAUUAGCGAUUUUGGACUCUCCAUGAAGUUAACUGGAAACAGACUGGUACGCCCAGGUGAGGAAGAUAAUGCAGCCAUUAGUGAGGUUGGUACGAUCCGCUAUAUGGCCCCAGAAGUGCUUGAAGGAGCAGUGAACUUGAGGGAUUGUGAAUCUGCUUUGAAACAAGUAGAUAUGUAUGCGCUAGGCCUUAUCUACUGGGAGAUAUUUAUGAGAUGUACAGACCUCUUCCCAGGGGAAUCUGUGCCAGAGUACCAGAUGGCUUUCCAGACAGAAGUCGGAAACCAUCCCACUUUUGAAGAUAUGCAAGUCUUGGUGUCUAGAGAGAAGCAAAGACCAAAAUUCCCAGAAGCGUGGAAGGAGAACAGCCUGGCUGUGAGGUCACUUAAAGAAACAAUUGAAGACUGUUGGGAUCAAGAUGCUGAAGCUCGACUAACAGCCCAGUGUGCUGAGGAAAGGAUGGCAGAACUCAUGAUGAUUUGGGAGAGAAAUAAAUCAGUUAGUCCAACGGUCAACCCUAUGUCAACUGCCAUGCAAAAUGAGCGGAAUCUGUCGCAUCAUAGGCGUGUAUCAAAGAUAAGGCCAUAUCCAGAUUACUCUUCUUCUUCCUACAUUGAAGAUUCAAUCCACCACACUGACAGCAUAGUGAAGAACAUUUCUUCCGAACAUUCGAUGUCCACUACACCAUUGACUUCAGGGGAAAAGAAUAGAAACUCCAUUAACUAUGAGCGGCAACAAGCGCAAGCUCGCAUCCCUAGUCCUGAGACAAGUGUCACCAGUUUGUCCACCAAUACUACUACCACCAAUACAACUGGCCUCACUCCUAGCACUGGCAUGACCACCAUAUCCGAAAUGCCUUAUUCGGAUGAAACAAACUUACAUACUACAAAUGUCAUGCAGCCAGGUGGGCCCACCCCUGUUUGUCUGCAGCUAACAGAGGAGGACUUAGAGACAAAUAAAUUGGAUCCAAAAGAAGUGGAUAAGAACCUGAAAGAAAGCUCUGAUGAGAAUCUGAUGGAACAUUCACUUAAGCAGUUUAGCGGGCCAGAUCCACUCAGCAGCACUAGUUCCAGCUUGCUUUAUCCACUGAUAAAACUUGCAGUAGAGGUGACAGGACAACAGGACUUCACACAGGCUGGCAAUGGUCAAGCAUGUUUGAUUCCAGAUGUCCCAUCUGCUCAGGUCUAUCCUCUACCCAAGCAACAGAACCUUCCGAAGAGGCCUACUAGCCUCCCCCUAAACACCAAAAAUUCAACAAAGGAGCCACGGUUAAAAUUUGGUGGCAAGCACAAAUCAAACUUGAAGCAAGUGGAAACAGGCGUUGCGAAGAUGAACACUAUCAAUGCUGCAGAACCUCAUGUUGUGACAGUUACCAUGAAUGGAGUGGCUGGGAGAAGCCACAGCAUAAACUCUCAUGCUGGCACAACCCAAUACACCAAUGGCACAGUGCCGUCUGGCCAGACAACCAGUUCGGUAGCGCAGAGGGCCCAGGAAAUGCUUCAGAACCAGUUCAGUGGAGAGGAUAGUCGGCUGAAUAUUAAUUCAAGCCCUGAUGAGCACGAACCCUUGUUGAGGCGGGAGCAGCAGGUUGGCCAUGAUGAAGGUGUUCUGGACCGCCUAGUAGACAGGAGAGAGCGACCACUGGAUAAUGGCCGAACAAAUGCCAAUAACAACAACAGUAAUCCGUGUCCAGGGCAAGACACAGCUACAGUCAGUAUCCAGAAUGUGGUGAGAAAUCCUGGGCAGACCCAGACUAGAAGAGCACAGAGGCCUAAUUCGCUGGAUCUAUCAGCCACAAAUAGUUUGGAUAGCAGUAGUAUGCAGUUAGGUGACUCCUCACAGGAUGGCAAAUCAGGCUCAGGAGAAAAGAUCAAGAAACGUGUGAAAACUCCGUACUCCCUUAAGCGGUGGCGUCCUUCAACGUGGGUCAUCUCCACUGAGCCACUGCACUGCGAGGUCAACAAUAAUGGCAGUGACCGGGCAGUCCACUCCAAAUCCAGCACUGCUGUUUACCUUGCGGAAGGAGGCACUGCCACCACAAUGGUAUCUAAGGACGCAGGAGUGAACUGCCUGUGAAAUACUUUAAAAGCCGACAAAUGACCUUUUUUUUGCAUUAUUUGAAACGAACAUGCAGAAGACAUUUUAAAAAACUGCUUUCUCCUCCUCUCAGCAACCCCUACCAAGGACUCGCUUUAAAUAGAUUUCAGCUAUGCAGAAAAUUUUUAGCUUAUGCUUCCAUAUUUUUUUAUUUUGUUUUAUUUUUUGAACGUUUUUGCACUUUUAUUUAGUAUCGCUAAAGUUAAGUCUGUCUGUUUUGACCACGGAAUAUAUAUAUGUGUAUCAAAAAUGUGGUCUCAAAAUAUUUUUUUAAAAAAAGUAACAAAAAAAAGUAUCACUGAUAAUCAGUUUGGACCAGUUUCUUAAGGUCACUAAGAUCAUAAGCAGACUAUAAGACAGGUUUGACUACAGUGGUGUCUUGUAACCAUGUUUUGAUUUCUGUGCACAAGCUAGUCUGUAUAUUUCUAUGUUACAAAGUGUAUUCUCUUUUGAACCCCCUAUUUUUCUUGUGUCAUGUUGAAAUGUGCAAUAGUCUAUAGUUCACAGUAUGCUUUAUUGAACAGUGUGUUUCUAAAACUGCCACAUGUUCCCCUUUUUGUAUUUGUUAAUUUUUCCCUGACAGUUGAGCAGUCAGCCGGUCAUGACAGUGAACUUUGCACACCAUAGCCAGCUUGGAGCAGCUGCCUAUAUCGCAUUGUGCUCUGAGGUGACAAUGCACGAAUUUUCCCCAACUUGAAGGGGCUUUUAAAAAGGAACAACAAAAAAAAAACAACUGAGCUCAGUACCUUUCCUUUCAUCCUUCUAAAUCAAAAUAUGUUUCCUUUAUAGUAGUAGAUGCCAGCCUGUGAAGUUCUGAGUAACAAAACAUUGAACAAAUGCAAGGAAACAGUCAGCCAUUUUUUCUCAUUUUAUUUUGUGUGCAGUUUCACCCCCUGUAUUUAUGUAAAACCUUGUUUAGAUCACUAAUGACGUACAUUGAAACAUACAUUUUAUUCAGAAAUCUUAAUAACUGUCAUACUUAAAAGGUCUAGUGAAGAUAGACUGCAAACAUACUUUAUUUAUACAGAGGAAAAAUCAUGAAUCUUAUUGGGCACAAAACAGUUUUGUGAUGAGUCACAAAUCUUUCCUGAUUUACCUCUGCAGACAGUCUGGGGUAAAAUCAGUCUGAUUACUUAUGCAAGUAGUGCAUCCUAAUUGACUGUUAUUGCUGAGUUGAAACUCGUCCUCCCUUCAGAGUUUUUAGAGCCCCUCAUUCAUCUUGUUAAAAUUUAUUGCAUGCUUUUAAAAUUCAUGGUUAUGAGUGUUUGCGGGGGAGGGUUGGUUUGUUUGGUUUUUUUUUUCCCCCCUCUGCUUAGACCCUUCUUUCAGUUUGUAUGCACAUUGAUUUUAGGCAUCAGUGAACGUGAAUGUAAUGUCUAUUGAGAUAAAUUGUUUUUUCACCGUCUCAAGUAAACUUUACCUUUCUUUGGAAUGAUUGUUUUUACUGUCUGCUGAAAGAAAAUCAAUUUCAUUAUUGGUCAGGAUGCCUAAGAAAUAUCCUUCCAGCUGAGAAAUAUUCUUUCUGAUUGAAAACACUUCAGUAAAAACUAUUUAGAUAAACAAAGAUACAACACAUGUCAGUCUUUGGGACUGAGUAAAGUUUUAUCACUUUAUCUGAAAACUGGUGAUGUUCAAAGAAAGAAAAAUCUCUUCAGUCAGCCUGCCAAACUCCUGUGGCAGGAUACUGGCAGCAAACAAUUGCCUUCCCCAGCCUGUCUCCUUUCAGCUGACUAAAACAGAUGCUCUGUGCUUUCAAGCUCAUUUGUUUCCUUGCUGUUAUAUUAUUUUUUCCCCCUGAGGUAAACUUUGCCAACCCUGUUCUUCUGUAUCUGGUGAUACAACUAGCAUAAUAUAUGCCUCGCUGCAUCUGAUUCUUGCUGUUUCCCAAACUCCCUUGUUUAUGCUUGAUCGCUAUGAUUUUCUCUUGUAAUGCUUCUUAAUGUUUCUUAGAUUCUCCUAGGUAUCUCCAAGAGAUAACUCUACAAAUCCAGGCUUUGAUUAAAUGUAGUUGUAGAAAUACAAGCCAUGAGACACAUUUUGGGCUCCCUGUGUUCUUUAAGCACCAGUUCAAGAAGUACCUUUCGUCUCUAAGGCGUAAUUCUGCUACCCACCUGUAUAAAUAUACAGUUAUAUUUACUUUCUUCAAAAAACCAGCCUUUCUCUGGUUUUACUUUUAAUUCACUCUCUGGCUUCCCAUCUGCUGCAAUCUUGCAUCCCAGAUGUUGAAAACCUGCCAGUUGCUCAGCUGGGUUUCAAGACCUGAAUCAGAAUUUUUGGCAUUCUGUUCAUAAUGCUGGCUGUGGUUUUCUUCUCUUUUGGCCUUCUUUGAGUCUCCAUUUGAAGUACGGUAUGUUGUUUUGUGAUGAUCGCUGUAUCAUGCAUACUGAAGAUUCUUCACUCCUUUCCCAGUGACUUUUUGCUUUGCCUUGCAUGUAUCAUCCAUCAGCGUUUCAGAAUGUGGGCUGAAAAAAGCAUAUUUAGGACACUUACCUAACUUGAAACACUCUGGAGAGAGAAAAGUUAUUUGCUCUAACUACUGCUUCUUUCUACUAAGAAAGAUUUGCACCCGUCUUCUAGCCUUUCUUUUCAGGCCAAUCCUUUGUAAGAAAUCCAACUUUUUUAUGCUCAAUGUAAUCAAAAUCAUUUUAAUACCAGAUGAAAAUGUUCUGCAGUUUUACUUAAACAUUCUUAAAGCAAACAUGAUGGUUUAUUUUCCUUUAUCUAUUUCUAUCACUUGCCGGAAGGCUUUUGGGAUGAAUUAUAAUUAGUAGAAAGUACUGGCUUUGUAAUCUACCAUGGAUAAAUAUAAUUUGUAACAUGAUGGAAUUACGAACUUUAUCACAAAAUACCCUAUAGAUUAAAUAGAGAAAAACUAUUUUUAAAGGUCAGUCAAAACAAACUCUUAAGUAGGUACCAAAAUACUGUAAUUCUGCACAGCUAGAUGAGAUCAGAUUAGCAGUUUGGUUUUAAUGCUUAAUUUAGCAAUGCCCCUUUUUUGCUCAUAGCACAUAAUCCAAUUUCCACAGAAUACUUUCUCUGUAAAUUAAAUGAUAUUGAAUUGUAUCUCAUACCAUGGGGAAUCCUUCUUAACCAAACAAAAUACAUGUAAGAGAGAGAAUUCUACAGAUCAGACACAUGGAUGGUUGAUAAAUGUACUAUAAUCAGGGGAAACAAAUGUGUUUUAUUUCUUUAUGGGGCUUUUUGUGUUUGUUUGUUUUUUUUAAGAGAAAAGGAUGAAAGUUGAUAAUUUUCUCUCAGUUUCUCAUGUAUAUUACAGACAAGAUAAAUAUAGCAAAAUGAAAAUAGAAUGAUAGUGUAAAUACCUAUGAAUUGUACCACUGUCAAAUAGGCAACAGUAGAAUAUUUGCUAUGGUAAUUUAUAAUGUAUAAUUCAAGUAAAAUGUUAGAGCAAACAUUUGUGAUGUUUGUAUAUAUAAGCCAAAAUCCAAAAUCUUUCUGGUUUUAGAAAAUUAUGUGCUAGUAGAAGCCAGAAGAGUUGCUUAGGUUAAUGCAUUGUCUCUUUUUCUGUUUCUUAUAAUAGAGGUACUCACCAACAUAACAUGGUAUUUAGAAUGUGAAUUCUAACCAUUUGAACAGACAUGCCUCAUAGAUUGAUUUUCUUCUAAAACUGAUAUUUACAAGUGAGAUUAUCUGCAACACUUCCCCUGAAUUUGCUUAUAAUGCUCUAUAGCUUCAUGUGCUAAACAAUUAGUAUUAAAAAUGCCUUUCUUGAAACUCCAUGAUGCACUUAAAUUGCACAGCUAAAAGUAAAGGAAUUCCUUAUCUAAAAGAAAACCAAUUGAUAUUGUCAUCAUUAGAAUAUUCUCAGAAACAAAGAACACUUCUGUUUGUGUUUUGCUUUCUUACUGCCUUUCAUUUGUGUCUUGUUUCCAUAUAGAAAAUUACCUAAUUUUCAAAGGCAACACAGUUUCAUUUUCUCAGUACACUGGGGACAAAAACCAAUGCAUGGAUGCUGGCAGGUUUCAGGAAACAAACAACAAAAAAACCCCUACCUUGUAAAUAUGUUUAGAAAGUAUGUAUCUUCCCACCUGUCAACUUUCUCUAAAAGAAAUCUUUAAUCCUACCUGCCUCAGAAAGGAGAAUAAGGAAGUUCUGUAUUGGUAUGGAAUAGAUUAUUGGGCCAAAUUUAAUAAUAAUGAAUUGUUACUUAAAAAAAUAUAUGUGUAUACAUUGUAUAUGCCAUAGUUUCAGUGUUCAGUGUGUUUUGAUCCAAUGAUACUCCUUUUUUAAAUGGUAAAAAAAAAUAGUUCACUAAUGUUACUAAGUCUCUGUUAAGAUUAUAAUUUUCUUUCAUGAAAAAUACUCAAAAGAUCAUAGCCAUUCUGCCAUUGAAACAUUAUUAUGGAAAGUUCCAGGCUAAUUAGGGAGAAUUUUAAAAUUCAAGUAUUUAGUCAAUACAGGAGAAAUUAAUUAUGCUGUAAUUUUUACUUGUAUAAAAAUGAUGGCAGUUCCCAUUGCUGAAACAGGCCGUUUUUAAGUCAUAAAAAUAAUAGUUGCUGAGCACAGUAGCGUAUACGUGACCUGAUGUCUAAUUGGAAAAUUUGGAGCAGCUUAUCAAAGAAAAAAAAAAAAAAAAGGAUUGAUUAGUCUAUGAAAGUUGGAUUAUAGACCGGAUGACUUAGUAUUUUGCAUAAAUUUGGAUUAUUUGAAUUUUUUUGUCUGGUCUCCCACUACCUGUUUUAACAGGUAAAUACAUUAACCUCCUUUUUUUAAUGUGCUGCUUAUUUUUUGUUCAGCUUCAAGCCUUUCUUCAGUGAAAAAGCUAUACAUAUUGCAGUGAAGCCAAAUACAUAUUUUUUUAUGUAAACUCUGUAUGUAUUUAGAUGCAUAUGUAUGUUGUGCGUGAGUUCCAGCAUUAAAUUCUGUGAGUUACAGCAUCAGAUGGUAGCACUGGUAGCAAGUAUAACGUUCUUUUUCAUAUGCCAUUUUUAAGUUGUCUUUAGUGCAUCCCAGUAAAAUUGGGAUCAGACUGUGACAUAUAGUCCAGUAGUGCAAGAUCUCCCAUGACAGAUUUGUCACUGAUUGUUUAGGUGGAAUGGAUUUAUGAGAGAGAGAGAGAGGGAGAGAAAGCUGGGAAUGCAGAUGACAAAAUUUAUCUGAAGCUGAGUAAUUUAAGGUACCUCUCAAAAAGAGAUCAAAAAAUAACCAGAAUACUUAAUACCUGAUAAUUUUUACAAGGCUUUUUUAUGUAGUAGCUAUAGCUAUGUCUGUGGUUGCCAUUUAAACGCAGCAUUCUAGUCCAUUAAAUCCAAUUACAUUUUAGGCUUCUAUAUUGUUAUAUAAAACUGUAGCUGUAGAAGUACAUCCCUUUUUUUGAUCCCACCCGUGCCCCACCCCAGUAGGUUCAGUUUUGAUGUGACAUAGUAACAAAUCAGAUUCCUCAUUUUGAGGUUUCUUCUGUACCGACUAAAAUUGGUAGCAGAACUUUCACUUCUGCAGAUAACAGAUUAGGCACUCCUGCGAAUCACAAUGGGAGUUAUGUUUGGCAGAAGUGUAUCUGAGGAAAUCAACAUCUAAUCGGCUAGUGCUUGAGCCAAAUGCUGUUGAAAUCAAAGGAGUCUGCCAUUGGUUAUGAGCAAAGGAGGGUUGGGUUCUGCUGGCAGUGGUUUUAAAAAUUUCUUGGGAGGAUUAGCCCUGGGAAAGCUAAGGUGGAAUGCGGGAGCACAUGGGCAAACCCUGGCUACUGAUGUCUUGAGGGGUGUUAGCUGAUGCCUCGGUUCAGGCUGUCAGGCUAGGUCAGUACCAGUGCAGCUGUGGUUAUUGUCAGGAAGCAGAACUGCACCAGUGGGAGUGGGAGUGGAAGGUUUCAAGAUAAAUCCUCAUUUACACCAAAGCCCUUUAAUGUUGAUCUGGGCUUCAUGCAGGUCUGAUUUAGUGGCUGCUGUGGUGCGUUACUAAUCUGCAUUAAUUUUUAUGGCCAUUUCUAUUAAUUUCACUGUGGUUUAAUACAUGUAUGUGCAUAAUAAGCAGGAACUAGUCGGAGUUAUGUUAAUUUAUAAUGUAAUUGUCAGAUAUUUUUAAAAGCCUAUUGAUCAGCAGUUGCGUAAAUUUGCAAGUCAUUCAGUUGGUUAACUUCAAUGCAUACGUCAUGCUUCAACAGACACAGUAAGUGUCACAGUAAGGAAGGAUUUCUUCAAAGCUCUUGCAGGCUUCUGCAGUUAUGUUACAGGAGCGUACAUCUAUCAGGGGCAUAGCAUCUUGCCUGGUAACUAUUUUAAAGCAGAAAUAAUUAGCCUUUAUAACUUCCUAGUUUCGAGGUCUGACAAAAGUCAAUUUUUUUAGCCCAUUCACUUGUUUUUAAGACAGAGCAAAAAUGUGUGAGGUUUAUUUCUAGAGCACUUGAUUCACUUUUUUUGUGCUUCAGAACUGUAUCAUGAAGUAUCACACUUCAAUCUUGUUUAUUCAAAAGGAAAGAAAAUAGUUAAUGUUUCUGUAGUUUGUAAAAAGUCACAAGAACAAAGAAACAGGCAAGUCCAAGUUAUAGCUGACUUUUGUUUGUCACUUUUGAAUUUCCUGAUUUGUGACUCUUCUCUCUCUUUCACGCUGUUGAAAUGUAUUUAAAAAGGUUUGUAUGUAAUGUUUCUUGUCUGCUUUUUGUCUCUAGAGGAAGGUGUGCUCUAUUCACAUUUAUAUAAGCUGGAAUAAUAUUUUACAAUCACUGUUGAUUAUUUUCCCCCUGAAUGCAGUAUAAGAGGAAAAUGAACGUGGCGAAGACUGAUUUCUAGGGUUUGGUCUUCUGUAGAAGCUGAAAUAAGGAGAUGUGAAACUGCCAUUUUCCUUACAAAAGACUGUAAAGAGAGCAUUACUUUCUGAGCGAGCUUUUCUGGGGAAGAGGGGGAGAAACCCUAGAAUAUGGAGUCUCAUCAGAACCCUUUUGUUAACGGGUAUUUUUGGUUUUUCUCUCAAAUGACUGAGGAAAUAUCAUGUAUGAAUUUAUAAAUAAUUGCUUUCAGUUAUUUCUUUUGUAUAAGCUGCCCAAUACCCUUGCUAUGCUGUAUAAGUUGUGUUUCAUGGAACAGUGUGAGUAUGAAAUAAAAAGCUAAUUUUUGGUUUUUAAUCAUCUGUGGAUGCCACUAUGAAAGCUGACAUUGUUAAAGCCACUACAGAGUUUUCUAUGAAUACUUGUAAGAAUUGCUUUGUUAUAUAUGAACCUAAAUAAAGAGAUUGUAUUGAUACAGAGACAUUGGAUAAGAACAUUUAAUAGGCUAUUCUUUAGGUCUAAAAGAAAAGGCUUGCUGUAAAAUGGUGCAUUAUUCCAUUUAUUAAAGAUCAUAUUAAUGAUAAAAA
Molecule: messenger RNA, 11584 nt
Organism: Harpia harpyja (harpy eagle)
Lineage: Eukaryota; Metazoa; Chordata; Aves; Accipitriformes; Accipitridae
Gene: BMPR2
Product: bone morphogenetic protein receptor type 2
Exons: 13
Coding region: 1127-4255 (1042 amino acids)
Biological process (GO): cellular response to growth factor stimulus; protein phosphorylation; BMP signaling pathway
Cellular component (GO): signaling receptor complex; plasma membrane
Molecular function (GO): ATP binding; transforming growth factor beta receptor activity
Source: RefSeq, a predicted model, not a curated record